GGCUUCCGUAGAAACUACUUCCGGUUCCUUGUAAACAAGGUAGAAAGUGAGUGUUAGGCAUGCCGCCCAUACACCGCUCCCGGAGCCGCAGUCCGGGCUCUCCACGGAAACGGCACCACAGCAGCAGUAGCGACAGGUCCCCGGAGAAGAAGAGCAGGAGAUCCAAGUCCCGAGAACGAAGUGUCAGCAAUGGCCACCGCCGCAGCCGCUCCAGAGAGCGAGCCCCUUCCAGCCGGACGUACCACGGCAAGCAGUGGGGGGACUACUACGAGAAAGGAAAGGAGGAGAUUAUGAGACAGAGGCAGGAAGCGUUUAUAGCCAGACGUCUGAAUGAAAGAGAGAGGAUUGGAGAAUUGGGAGCUCCAGAAGUCUGGGGUCUUUCACCGAAAGUUCCAGAACCAGACUCUGAUGAACACACUCCCGUAGAAGAGGAGGAAAAAUCUAAAAAAUCUAACAGUUCAGACUCUUCCUCAGAAGAAGAGAAGAAGAAGAAAAAAAAGAAAAAGAAAAAAAAGAAAAAGUCAUCAAGAAAAAAGCAUAGAAAACACUCAGAAGACAGCGAAAGCGGCUCCGAACAGUCAGAAAGCAGUGAUGAAGAUGAGAAAAAGAAAUCAAAGAAAAAGAAGAAACACAAAAAAAAGAAAUCAAAGAAAAAGAGAAGCAAGAAAACCAAAAAGGAGUCCACUGAUUCCAGUAGUGAAGACUCCGACGACCAGAUGCAAGAAGAAACUACAUGGGUAGAGAGAACAAAGGCUAAUCUUGAAGAUGUGGAUUUUGUUGGGCCUGAAGCUCCAAUGACACAUUUAUCACAGGAUGAUAAACCAUUAAACUAUGGCCAUGCUUUGCUACCUGGUGAGGGUGCAGCUAUGGCAGAAUAUGUAAAGGCUGGUAAACGUAUCCCGAGAAGAGGUGAAAUUGGCCUAACAAGUGAUGAAAUUGCCUCUUUUGAGGUGUCUGGCUAUGUGAUGAGUGGAAGCAGGCACCGGCGUAUGGAGGCUGUCCGUCUGCGUAAGGAGAACCAGAUUUAUAGUGCAGAUGAGAAGAGGGCACUGGCUUCCUUUAACCAAGAAGAGCGGCGAAAGAGGGAAAACAAGAUCUUGUCAAGCUUCAGGGAGAUGGUUUACCGGAAAACCAAGGGAAAGGACGACAAAUAAGAACCAGUGUCUACACAACUUUUACAGCAUUUGGUUGUACCUGGAGUUAACUUCUAAGCUUGUCAAGGAAACACGGUGGAGGGCUUUUUGCAAAUGUGAACUUCAUAGACCCUUGUAUAUACCUAGACUUGCUGUACACAUAUAUAAUCACACAAAUUAGCUUCUGACUCCUUUUAAUAGGGUUUCUGUUCAGAUUUAUAUGGGCACGUACAGCCUGUGUUUAGUUCAAUUUUAAAUAACUUAUUAAAAAACUGAAAAAUGUUUCAAGAACCAAA
Bufo gargarizans (Asiatic toad) is the source of this 1429-nucleotide messenger RNA. RefSeq names its product NFKB activating protein (gene NKAP). Gene Ontology annotation, molecular function: chromatin binding. The coding region runs from base 60 to 1154 and encodes 364 amino acids. The transcript has 9 exons. The record is from RefSeq and is a predicted model, not a curated record. Gene Ontology annotation, biological process: regulation of gene expression. Gene Ontology annotation, cellular component: nucleus. Lineage: Eukaryota; Metazoa; Chordata; Amphibia; Anura; Bufonidae.